GUCUCCUAUUGGCCGAUGUUCUGUAGUAUAGUAAUUACAAUAAUUGAGGAGAAUAUCAGUUGUAAUAAUUGAAUUACACCGGUAUCCGGUAAGAUUUAGGGAAUAAAGAGAAGUUAGUGAAACUCCACAGCAGAAUCGUGUUUCCUUUAAAGAUGAGAUUGAUAGGCCUAACCUGCUUAUUGUUUCUAUGUGGCGUGGCUCUAGUCAAAUGUAAUGACGGUGAAGCAUCGGUGGAAGUAGAUGACUCUGAUGAGGCCGAAGCAGUUGUUGAGACGGUUGAUGAUGUUGACUAUGUGACCCCAACUUUACCUCCCGGCUCUUCUGUCUACAUGGCGGAGCAUUUUGAUGACCCGGCAAGUUUCAACAGGAAGUGGGUCAAGUCAGAAGCCAAGAAAGAAGGAAUUGAUGAAGACAUUGCGAAGUACGAUGGUGUGUGGCAGAUUGAACCGGCAGAGCGAGACCCGUUGAAAGGUGAUCUGGGAUUGGUGCUGAAGUCUAAGGCCAAACACUCAGCGAUCUCUGCCAAGCUGGACCGACCCUUUGUGUUCCGAGACAAGCCUCUUAUCGUCCAGUACGAGGUGAUCCAUCAGAACGGCCAAGAGUGCGGCGGAGCCUAUCUCAAACUGUUGAGUGAAGACAAGCAGUCGGCCGACCUGCGCAAGCUGCAUGACAAGACACCCUACACUAUCAUGUUCGGUCCAGACAAGUGCGGGAAUGACUACAAGCUACAUUUCAUCUUCCGUCACAAGAAUCCAGUGAACGGAACACUAACGGAGAAGCACUGCAAGAAACCAAAGGAGCGACUUGAUGAGCCUUUUACAGACAAAACUCCCCAUCUGUACACUCUAAUAGUGAAGCCAGACAACUCCUUCCAAGUCCUCUUGGAUCAUAAGGUAGUAAAUGAAGGCAGUCUUUUGGAAGACUUCACUCCCCCAGUGAACCCGCCACAGGAGAUUGACGAUCCUAACGAUGUCAAACCCAAGGACUGGGACGAGAGGGAGAAGAUCCCUGAUGCAGAAGCUCGUAAACCGGAAGACUGGGAUGAGGACGCACCUCAGUUCAUCCCGGAUCCCAGUGCCAGCAAGCCUGAUGGGUGGCUAGACGACGAACCUGAGAAUAUACCUGAUCCUACUGCUGAGAAACCCUCUGACUGGGAUGAGGAGAUGGACGGAGAGUGGGAGGCGCCGCUGGUGCCAAACCCCGCGUGUGAGGAGGCUCCAGGCUGUGGCGAGUGGAAGGCUCCAGACAUCGUUAAUCCGGAGUUCAAAGGCAAGUGGCGAGCUCCGAUGAUUGACAACCCCAACUACCAGGGCAAGUGGAGUCCUCGUCGCAUCCCCAACCCUGACUACUUCGAGGACAAACAUCCGUACAAGAUGACAACGAUCUUUGCUGUCGGCUUUGAGCUGUGGACGAUGUCCAACCAGAUCUUGUUUGACAACGUCCUCAUUACUGAUGAUCCUGCAGUCGCAACUAACUGGGCAGCGCAGACGUUCGAUCUCAAGAGGAGGAAGAUCGAGAAAGAAGCGGAGUCUGUGGUAACAGCUUUCUUCCGCUACACUAACGAGCACCCCUGGCUGUGGGCCGUUUACGUUGUCGUCAUUGGUCUGCCCAUCGUACUGGUCGUCUUCUUGUGUUGUAGUGGAUCGUCCUCACAGGAAAAAGAAGAAAUCGCCAGAAGAGCUGAGGCGAAAAAAACCGAUGCGCUUCUUCCGGAUGACGAAAUGGAAGAAAUGGUAGAUGAGACAGAAGGCAAGGAGGAGGAUACCGCAGAAACUACUCAAGAAAGUAAAAAGGGUGGAGGUUCUCAGAAAAGCAACGAUUCUGAAGAGGAGGUUGUAGAAGAACCGUCGGGUGGCAGUGGUGACGCACCUCCCUCACCUCGCAAACGUAGGCCGAGGAAAGACUGAUAGGCAAUCUCAACCAGUUAGAAGUCCUGCCUUACAUUUUCGGUUUAGUUUCUAUAUUUUAUUAAUUUGUGUGUUGAAAACCUGAGAUUAUUUCAAAGAUUUAAUCGCAAAAUCUUAACAAAAGUUUUCUUGUAUUUUUUAUGUUGUUAAAGUUUCAUUUCUUCAGUUAUCUAUUUAUUUUAUUUUAUUUUUUGGUUGAAAGAAACAUUGCAACCAAAUUUAUUUAUUGUUGGUUAUUGAGCUUGUUCACCAACAAGACUGUUUGUUCAAUGAUAUUAAGAGUGGACCAUAGUAAGAGAUUUGUUAAUUGUGAAAAUGUAUGUAACCGUGGUUGGACGUUGGCUUUUGUUACGUUUGCUAUCACUUUUCAAAGUCAACACCGUUUAAGCUUUAUCGUAAGGUGAUCAAAACGUGACGGAGUUAUUAACUAGUGAAACAAUCGAAAGUAUUUUACACAUAUAUUUGGCAAAUUCGUAACAUGUGUAUCGGUGUGUGUUUUUGUAGUUUUACUUUAGUGAUACCAUUUUUAUACGUUUUAAGUUAGGUUAGACAAGAGUUAUGUUUGUAACUACAUUAUCAAAGUAAUAUAUAUAAAAAAUAAUUUAUCACAUAUGAUUUAUUUAUGGCUCUGGAGCCUGUAAAAGCUUUGUUGAUUUAAAAGAUCACUUGAAUGUUUUAAAACUUCUAAAAUAAAUUUACAGAUUAAAAUUUCUUUCGUCAAAAUAAUUGUUAAAUCUUUACUUGAUACGUUUAUCUAACGGUACAUCAUUUCUGUAACAAAAAGUAUUUACUCCUGAAUUCUCAAAAGUGACUGAAUUUUUAAAUUUGAUUGAUCUAGUCAGGCCUAGGGCAGUUUCUAGGUUAAGUUAGCAAUACAAAAUAUUCACCCUUCCCAUCUCCAUCAAUGACAUUCUAUUGUAAAUAAGUUAUCAUUUUUCCACCUAUUACCAAAGGUAGUGUUAGUCGUAAAAUCACUGUGGUUGAAUAUAUUGUAAAGUUCAUAAAACUGUUUAUGUCAGUUUGGUGAUGUUCGGCUAAAUUUGAUAUGCAUUGCAUCGAAAACGAGAUGACCUGCCUUACCGUGUUUUCAGUAGAAUUAUGUGUUGAAAUUUCUGUUUAUUUCAGUUUGUAAUAAAUAAAUUUAUUAUGAAAA
Molecule: messenger RNA, 3060 nt
Organism: Macrosteles quadrilineatus (aster leafhopper)
Lineage: Eukaryota; Metazoa; Arthropoda; Insecta; Hemiptera; Cicadellidae
Product: calnexin-like
Exons: 11
Coding region: 153-1907 (584 amino acids)
Biological process (GO): protein folding
Cellular component (GO): endoplasmic reticulum; endoplasmic reticulum membrane
Molecular function (GO): calcium ion binding
Source: RefSeq, a predicted model, not a curated record